Molecule: messenger RNA, 1145 nt
Organism: Paramecium pentaurelia
Lineage: Eukaryota; Ciliophora; Oligohymenophorea; Peniculida; Parameciidae
Source: the annotation of a GenBank genome assembly
AUGAAAAGGUUUAUCAAACCAUCAAACCUGGCUACAAAAUACCCUAAAUUAUUUAAUUGGGAACCUGAAGAUCAUGGUUUAUCAAAAGGUUUUGCCAUGACUAACUUCACAGAAUUAAAAGGAUGUGGAUGUAAGGUUCCAUAAACAUAAUUGUUGAAAUAUUUAGGUCAGAUUGGUAGUGGUGAUAUUGGAAAGGAAACACCAGAUGUUUCUGUUUUUCCUGUAAAACAAACAAAGGAUUUUCAUACUAUUUCAACAAUUGAUUAUUUCUACCCUCUAGUAGCAAAUCCUUAUGCAUAAGGUAGAAUAGCUUGUUGUAAUGUUUUGAGUGACCUCUAUGCUAUGGGUGUAACUCAAGUUGAUACAAUGCUAAUGGUAUUAGGUGUUUGCACCAAAAUGACAGAAGAAGAGAAACAAAUAUCUACAUCACUUAUGUUAUAAGGUUUUAAUGAUUGUGCUAAAGAAGCAAAAACAUCUGUAACUGGAGGAUAAAGUGUUUAGAGUCCUUGGCCAUAAAUGUAUUAAGUUUAUUUAUUAUUUUUAGAGGUGGUGUUGGAAUAGCUUCAAAUCAUAAAGAUGACUUUAUAAUGCCUAAUGGUGCAGAAGCAGGUGAUUAUUUAGUUUUAACAAAACCUUUGGGUGUUUAAUUAGCUGUAAAUACAUAUUAAUGGAUGACCACUAUGCCAUAGAAAUGGGAUGCAAUUAAAGGAUUAACAAAUGAAAAAGAAAUUAAUGAAGCAUUUGAUCAUGCAACUAAAAGCAUGUGUACAUUAAAUGCUGCAGCUGCAUCAUUAUUUAAAAAACAUAAAAUUAAAGCAUCAACUGAUGUAACAGGAUUUGGAAUUUUAGGACAUGCUAAAUAUCUGGCUAAAGCUUAAAAUAGAAAAGUAUAAUUUGUUAUUGAUAAAUUACCUAUCAUUCAAAAUCUAUAUAAAUUAGACAAAAAGGCUAGAGAUUUUAGAUUUUUAGAAGGUUUUGCUGCUGAAACAUCUGGAGGAUUACUAUUAGCAACAAAAGAUCCUGAAUCAUUUCUUAGAGAUUAUAAAAAAUUAAUUGGAGAAUGGGGUUGGGUAAUUGGUAGAGUUGAAAAAAGUCAAGAAAGAGAUGCAAUAAUUUCAAAAGAUGUAAAAAUACAAGAAAUUUGA